AUGCAAAACCAUUGGGUUCAAAUUACAUGUUUAAUACUAUUGACAUUAUGGAUCAAAUAUAGAACAACAUCAUUCUUGACAUUGAUUGGUGGGGUAGUUUUUACCAUAAUUGGAUACAUAUAUAUUCUGAUCAGAUUUACAACCACAAAUAAUAUCAAUAAGAAACAAAAAUACUCCAGAUUCAAAUUUAGUCAACGAAAAAUAUGGGAAGUAGAAUUGAAGCAUUUUGAGCAAGAAAAGCAUGAACCAAAUAUUGAUACAAUUGCACCAACAAAUUCUGAAAAAUUGAUCAACCUUUUUGAUCUCAUAAUUGACGAAUUUAUAAAUUCCUGGUACCGCCAAAUCACCACAUCAGAUUUAUUUACGAAUGACAUCAAGAAUGAAUUAAUACAAAUUACAAACAAGACUGUAUCAAGAUUGAAGAAAAUUGACUUGGCAAAAUUAAUUGUUACAAAGUUAUUACCGAUUUUUAAUAAUCAAUUUAUUGAAUUUUCUAAAGUUAAGAAAUUUUCUAUCAACCAAAACAAUUUAGUUAAAGAUGAUGCGGAAUUAUUGGCUAGCUUCAGUGAUGGAAUUUUGCACGCAGGAGUAAGUAUGAUUGAUAGUGACAACCUGGAAAAAAAUUAUAAUGAAAAAAUAUACUUGAGAAAGCUAGUUGGGAAACUACUAUCAAUAUUGUUAUCAGAAAAGGAACAAUCAAAUGAAAUAAGUAAGAUCUUUUUGACUGAAAUAUUAGCAUGUACAGCUUUGGACAACGUAUUCAAUUUAUUGUCAGAAGGUGAUUUUUAUAAUCUAAUGAUUGUCAAAGUAAUUGGCGACAGUUUAAGACGAAGAGAUCAAGUAAAAGAAUUGAGAGCUGUUCUAGAGCAACACUCAUUGUCAAGUGGACUAGAUCAAUCUGCGAUGGAAAAGUUGGAUGAGCUUUUGGAUGAUGAUACCAAACCAAAUGAUACCGUGGUUUAUAGAGACGGAGCAGAAUUACUUGAGGCUAUACUAAAAUCACCUAUCAAACUAAAAGAGUUUAGUGACUUUUUAAAAUCCAGUAACAAAAUACAUCUACUUAAUUUUUGGCAAAUGAUCGAAGAAAUAAAAUCGCCGUUAGAUGAUGCUUCAGUAAACUCAAAUACGGCAGGUGAUGUGGAUAAGAUAAAAAGCACUUUUUUUGAUACAAACCUAAUACAAAUUGAUCCAGAAGACUUGAAAGAUCUAAAAGUUGAUAAAACCAGUAAAAUAGUGCUAUACAAAAUACAAUCUCAGGUAUUUGAUAAUUUAAAAUCAUACUAUCCCGAAUUUAUUGCAUCAAGAUAUAAUCAAACAAAAAAGGAUUCAAAAGAUGACGUAUUAGCGUCUAUUGAAAAUACAUUCACCAAUAUAAUGAAUAGUAAUUCAAACCAUCAGACGGAGAUAGGUUUGAAUGAAAAAAUUAAUAGCGAUAGAUACUCCAAACUAUUCGAAGAUGAUAUGUCAGAGGCAUCCGACGAAGAAGAUGGCGAAGAAGAAGAAGAAGAUACAUCAGAUACAGACGAAUCAUUUGUAGAAAAAGGAUCCGAAAGUGUUGAAUUUGCAGCUCCUGGUAAUCUUAAUUUGGCUGAAGAAAUUCCAAGAGUUGAACAAGAAAUUGAAAGAUUGAAACAACAAUUAACCUAUUUGGAACCUUUAUUGAAUAAAGCAGAAAUAACAAAUAACUCCUCAAAAUUUAAAGUGUUGCAGAAAUCUAAAAUUGGAGUUCAAAAAGACUUACAGUUGAAGGAAUUACAAUUACAGCAAUAUAUUAUACAAGAAAAUGAUAAUAGUUUAUUUGGAAAAUCAAGAGUGGCUAUUGAAUCAUUAGUUAAUGGUAGUGAAAAUGGUAAAGAAUUCAUAUUAUAUAUUAUUGAAGUUCAAAAAUUUUCAAGUGAAAAUCCAGAUAUUAUAAAAGCCGGUUGGGUAGUUGCAAGAAGAUAUAGCCAAUUUCAUAGAUUAAAUGGAUAUUUGAAAAGAAGAUAUCCACAGGUUUUAAAUUUGAACUUUCCCAAAAAAUCAAUCCUGGUUUUGAAAUUUCAACAAAAGAAUAUUAUUGAUAAUAGAAAAUAUCUUUUGGAAGUCUACUUGAGAAAUUUAGUUAAAAUACCAGAAGUUUGUUCAGAUAAAGCAUUUAGAUCAUUUUUGUCAUCAGAAAACUUUCAUUUGAGAAAAUUCAAAUACAAAUUCGAAGAUCACCAACCAAAAAGAAUCUCAACUUUUUUCAGUAAAAAUUGGUAUGGGCUUUCCAAUAAAUCAACUACUCAACAUCAAACUAACGAAGAACUAUUAGAAAAUAAAAGAAUAAUGGAAAAAGAACUACGACAAUUUGAUGAGAAUAAAAAUUCAAAUAGUUCAUCAACUGUAUCAUUAUCAAAUUUACAACCAACAAAACAAUCAUUUGUCAAACCUAUUUGUGACUUAUUAAUUACUGUUUUCAAUUUGCAUUGGUUGAAAGGUAGAGCAUUAGUUGUUAUAUUACAGCAAGUUUUCGGUACAGCAAUUGAAAAAAGAGUUUAUGAUUUUAUAUCAUCACAAACAGAUUCUUCAAAAAUUGAUGAAAUUUUAACUCUACUUACAAAUUUAUUAUUCCCCAAUGGAAAAUUUAAAGAUCCACCUGAAUUAAGAUCAAAUUUACAAAAAUUAAAAACUGCAAAUGAAGCAAAAUUAUUAUUUAAUAGAUAUAUGAAUGAAACUUAUUCAAAAUUAUUUGGUACUGAAAAUACAAUUUUUGCUUCAAACAUAUUAUUUAAUAUGAUUCAAAUUGAUCAAUUAAAUAAACAUUUGUUGUUUCAAGUUUUAGAUCAAAUUAUGAAUGAAAUUUGUAAAUAA
Lodderomyces jiufengensis is the source of this 2832-nucleotide messenger RNA. RefSeq lists its product as uncharacterized. Gene Ontology annotation, cellular component: intracellular membrane-bounded organelle. Bases 1 to 2832 code for a protein of 943 amino acids. The transcript has a single exon. Lineage: Eukaryota; Fungi; Ascomycota; Pichiomycetes; Serinales; Debaryomycetaceae. Gene Ontology annotation, molecular function: phosphatidylinositol binding. The record is from RefSeq and is a predicted model, not a curated record.